Molecule: messenger RNA, 762 nt
Organism: Brassica oleracea var. oleracea
Lineage: Eukaryota; Viridiplantae; Streptophyta; Magnoliopsida; Brassicales; Brassicaceae
Exons: 6
Coding region: 102-593 (163 amino acids)
Molecular function (GO): nucleic acid binding; RNA-DNA hybrid ribonuclease activity
Source: RefSeq, a predicted model, not a curated record
AUAUAAACCUAAGGGGACGUGCUCAUCAUCCUCCUCUGCUACACUUGUUCACUCCUGAGCGGCACUCGGAAUCAGUCAGGAAACCCUUUGCUUUGCUUGCUAUGGCUCGUCGUGAGGAUCGUUCUCAUCCCAAGCCUCGGGACUCAUGUACCAUCGAGUUUGACGGUGCUUCCAGAGGAAACCCUGGAAGAUCUGGUGCAGGAGCCGUUCUCCGUGCUCCAGAUAAUACUGUGCUCUUCCGUUCUCGCGAGGGUUUAGGCUCUGCUACAAACAACGUAGCUGAGUAUCGAGCUCUCAAUCUUGGCCUCGAGACGGCUCUUAACAACGGCUUUAGAAAUGUGCGCGUCCAGGGUGAUUCACAGCUUGUUUGUAAGCAGGUUCAAGGUGAAUGGGCAACCCGACACCCGAAAAUGGCUGAGCUUUGUGGACAAGCACAUGAGCUUAUGAGUCAGUUUGACUCGUGUGAUAUUCAACACGUUCCCAGGGAAUUCAAUUCAGAGGCUGAUGCUCAAGCUAGCCGUGCGACCAAUCUGGCAGAGGGUGAAUAUCAAGAAGAUAUUGCAGGCCGCGGCUAUGGAAGAAGGGGAUACUAAUAUCCAAGUGGAGUGUAAUAUGCUUAUUCCUGUUUUCUUGUUUUUGGGAAUCAUGUCUUUUAGCAUGUUAUGUGUUAACAUGAUGAUGAACAUGCUCUUCUCUCUCUCUCUCUUUUGCUCUGUCUCACGGCAUGUUGACUUUCCCAAUAAAACAUGUCUAUGUCGUCUA